GUAUUUAAUCGUAUUUUUAUUUGUCAUCGUUUUCACACAUUUUAUUUUAUUCAUUAUUAAAAAAAAAUGUAUCUUAAACCUACUUCAACAUUUGUUAUACCCGUUCAUCCCAGUACUGAAGGGGCUGAUGUCCAAAAACUUGUUGUUGAUAAACAUGAAUUUACAAGCACCUAUUCUCAGGGCGCUCAUAAAAAGAUAGCCUUCUUGUUUUCUCAUUCUAAUGGAUUUCAUAAAGAAGCCUUUCAUCCUCUUAUGAAAAGAUUCUUAAAUCACCUUCGUAGUUUAAGAGAAUAUGAUGAAAUAGAUAUUACUUUUAUUAGUUGGGAUGCUCGUAAUCAUGGAGAUUCAGCUCGUAUCAAUGAAGGCACUUAUCUCGAGUCAUAUAGGUGGUUUGAUAAUGCAAUGGAUACAAAGCAAGUUAUUGAUAAUAUGGAGUUAAACAUCAAUUAUGACCAAUUCAUUGGUGUUGGGCAUAGUUUUGGUGCUACAUGCAUGCUGCUCUGUGAAUUUUUUUAUCCGAAUACUUUUAAUGGAUUAUGUGUCAUUGAACCAGUAAUGAGCAUGUUUAUGAUGGAUUAUGAAAUAAGAAUUCAAUUACCUGUACUUUCCUCCAAAAAAAGACGUGAUGAAUGGUCAAGCCGAAAGGAAUGUAGAGAAUCAUUUUUAAAGAGCCCUUUUUUUAAGCUAUUGCAUCCUGAAGUUCUCGAUAACUAUGUGAAUUAUGGUAUGUAUGAAACUGAUCAAGGCACAAUAAAACUCAAAUGUGAAAGAGAACAAGAAUAUCACGUUUUUAGAUGGUAUCAAUAUGAUACUUAUACUGCUUACAAGUCCUUACCUUCUUUAAAGAUUCCUACACAUUUUGUUUAUGCUCUGGAUUCUAAUUUCUUAGGACCUGAUGAUUCAAAUAUUGUAAAUAACGAAAAUAAGGAACAUAUUUCUGUAGACUUUGUUAAAGGAACCCAUAUGGUUCCAAAUGAAAUACCUGAGGUUAUUAUUCCUGAAAUCAUGAAAUUAAUUGAAAGAAUAAAUGCUGCAAGAAACAAGUCUAAACUUUAGAUAAAUAAACAUUUUAUUUUAUAAUUCUUC
This is a messenger RNA of Cokeromyces recurvatus, 1086 nucleotides long. RefSeq names its product Alpha/Beta hydrolase protein. The transcript is spliced from 8 exons. The record is from RefSeq and is a predicted model, not a curated record. The coding region runs from base 67 to 1056 and encodes 329 amino acids. Lineage: Eukaryota; Fungi; Mucoromycota; Mucoromycetes; Mucorales; Mucoraceae.